GGUUAGUCCAGUCUCGCGGCUACUUCGCCCGCGGAUAGUCGCGGACGCGUGUCACAGUGUCACGCUAUUGUCGGUGUUUAGUUGGCCCUCUUUAUUUUCUGUUAUAUCGUGAUUUCCAAGACAAACCUUCAAAAUGGAUCCCGAAGCGUUCUUAGACCUGGCUAACCAGGUCAUAAAACUUAAAAUGUACCCAUAUUUCGACAUAGCGCAUUCAUUAUUAUGUGCUCUUGCAGUCAGAGAAGAUUUGGGGGCUGGUGCGCAGGCGUUCUCCCGCAAGCACCCGCUGUCGUGCUGGCUGUCCACCAUGCUGGUGAUCUUCGCGGGCGGCAUGGUGGUCAACGGCUUGCUGGGGGAACCUAUCCUGGCGCCAUUGAAGAACUCGCCGCAACUUGUCAUCGGCACUGUCACAUGGUACAUAGUGUUCUACACGCCGUUCGACGUCGGAUACAAAGUGGCCAAGUUCUUGCCGGUGAAGAUAGUAGCAUCAGCUAUGAAGGAGAUCUACAGAGCCAAGAAGGUCUAUGAUGGAGUCUCCCACGCCGGCAAGCUGUAUCCCAACGCUUACGUCAUUAUGAUCAUAGUUGGCACAUUGAAGGGCAAUGGAGCCGGAUUCACCAAGUUAGUCGAGAGGCUGAUCCGGGGAGCCUGGACGCCGACUGCCAUGGAGACCAUGCAACCUAGCUUCUACACCAAGGCCUCGCUGGUGGCCUCCAUCAUCUUCGUGCUGGACAAGAAGACCGACCUGAUCUCCGCGCCGCACGCGCUCGUGUACUUCGGCAUUGUCAUCUUCUUCGUAUACUUCAAGCUGUCGUCCAUACUGCUGGGCAUCCACGACCCGUUCGUGCCGUUCGAGAACCUGUUCUGCGCGCUGUUCCUGGGCGGCGUGUGGGACUCGCUGGCGCGGCUGCUGGGCCGCGGGCAGCCCAAGGAGGAGACCAAGGACGCCAAAAAGACUAAUUAGGCCGCGCGAUACUCUUUCCUUUCGCAGGAUAUACUGGUAUCUACGCUUCGUGAUCAACUGACACCGACAAUACAAUGCGAGCGCUUCCUAUAAAGCCAAAUAAAAUUUAAAAAAUAUAAAAAAA
Plodia interpunctella (Indianmeal moth) is the source of this 1085-nucleotide messenger RNA. RefSeq lists its product as uncharacterized. Gene Ontology annotation, molecular function: potassium channel activity; identical protein binding. The transcript has 7 exons. Gene Ontology annotation, cellular component: membrane. Bases 134 to 961 code for a protein of 275 amino acids. Gene Ontology annotation, biological process: potassium ion transmembrane transport. The record is from RefSeq and is a predicted model, not a curated record. Lineage: Eukaryota; Metazoa; Arthropoda; Insecta; Lepidoptera; Pyralidae.